GCCGCACGCCAUGUCGUUCUCCAGGAUUAUCGAGGAAGUCCGCGAGCACCCCGUGCUGUGGAGCCGCCGCGACGCCCGCAGCAACCGCCAUCGACAGACGCACAUAUGGAGGGUAGUAGCCGCCAAACUACGCAUGGACGAAAAGCUGCUGCGAAAGCGAUGGAAACACCUCAAAGACCAGUACCGGAAGGAGCUCAAGAAGGCCGCGGAAACGAACCAGCCGUCCCCGUGGAGGUACUUCGAGGAACUGGAGUUCAUCAGCCAGGAGAUCCGCUUCAAGGAGCACGCGCCGGCCGAGGAGCCCUACCCCGAGGAGCUGCCGGAGAGCGCCACUUCCACUGUUGAGGACUCCACCGUGGGGGGUAACAAUAUCUCUGUGUUGUCCAGUAAGAUAAGCCGCCUGAGCGACUUCAUGCAGCGUCACGUGAAGGCUCUCCAGCGGGACCCGGACGAGCUGUACCUACUGAGUCUGGUGCCCAUGCUGCAGCGCCUCACCUGCGUACAGAAGCUGCAGUUCAGAGGGAAGGUGAACGAGUGGCUGCUGGACGCCAUCACUCAGAGCGAGGCCGACUGUGCCGAGGUGCACACUCAGCUGUUUGUGCAGACCGAGAUGAACACCAGUGGCGAUGGCGAUAACUUGUGUUUGAAGUUGGAAGGCGAAUCUGUUGAUACGAUCUCGGAGUAGUGUUUAGUGUAGUUUAAGUAAUAGGUAUGAUGUAGCUGUGUUAUUUAGUAUUCGAUA
Messenger RNA from Plutella xylostella (diamondback moth), 742 nucleotides. RefSeq lists its product as uncharacterized. Gene Ontology annotation, molecular function: DNA binding. Lineage: Eukaryota; Metazoa; Arthropoda; Insecta; Lepidoptera; Plutellidae. The record is from RefSeq and is a predicted model, not a curated record.